Messenger RNA from Acanthochromis polyacanthus (spiny chromis), 6347 nucleotides. It is a transcript of the gene pskh1, whose product is annotated as protein serine kinase H1. The transcript is spliced from 4 exons. The record is from RefSeq and is a predicted model, not a curated record. Gene Ontology annotation, biological process: protein phosphorylation. Lineage: Eukaryota; Metazoa; Chordata; Actinopteri; Pomacentridae. The coding region runs from base 947 to 2257 and encodes 436 amino acids. Gene Ontology annotation, molecular function: ATP binding; protein kinase activity.
AACAAAAAACACACCGUCCAGAAAACCCACCGACGGGGCAACUUUGGAGUGUGUUUGUAGCCUCCGUUCACUGCUUCUAACCUCUUUAAAAACACAGAAAAAAACUACUCAAAAAAUAAAACAGACUCCGGAGCCGACACCGACAUGUCGCCCACGGACGGGAGCAGUUUGUCCUCGGAGGGGAAGCUGGGAAAGUACGGGGUGAAAGCGGAGAGCCCAGCUGAGUGAGAGUGGGGUGAGGAGGCUGGGUUUGGCAAAACUCAGGAGUCCUGCCCUGCUGCUAUGCUAGCAGGCUAGUUAGCAUGCUAACACUCUUCUCCGCUAGCUCGUUUUCCCUGCGCUGUUCUCCAGCCUGUGAUUCUUCAGGGGAGCUGCUUUAUCUGUGGCAAGACCGCUGCUGAUAUUGCAGCUUCUCCCAAUGGAUCUAAGUAGAGCUGAUGAUCUCAUUUUCCGUGGAAGUUCUGCAUGAGUCCUGAAGAUAACUUUGCAUUUUUCUCGAAGGCAACAACUUAUGUUAGAGGAGCUCCAGGUGCACCAAUCCCCUCCCAUCCCCAAUCAGUCAUUUCUGCUCUAUACUGACUGAACUCGUGCAGUUUUCUCUGUAUAUUAUGAGAUGGAACCCUGGUAGGUUCUUCAAGGGGCUUGUGGUACCCUCUGGUUAAAGACUGCAUUAAAAAACAAGCAGAACGUACUGAAGGAGUUGGGACACGUUUGCUCAAAAUGCAUUCAUGAACUCGUGGGAGCUUCUGAAGCGGACUCAUGAGAUGUGACUGCUGAUGCCGGCUCAUUGGGACUUGAGCUUUAUUCAUGAACCCUGUGUCCGAGUGUGGCCGCAGCCUGGAUGGUGGAUGUCCUGAGCGUGUCCAAUCAGCUGUUGCGGUGAUGAGGCAGGGCUGCUGGUGGCCUGUGUGGCUGGCUGGGCAGCGGCCCAACGUGAUGUGAUGUGAUGGGGUGCCGCAACAGUAAGGUCCUCCCUGAGCCUCCAGGGGAUGUUCAGUUGGACCUGGUCAAAAAGGUUGAUCCUCCCCAACCUCCUCAGACAGAUAUCUAUAAGCACUUCAUACGAGGAGAUGGCACUGGAAGCAAGAUGGGCGUUGCUGGUGGAGGUUCAGGCGACAAGGCCGCCUCCACCUCCCCAUAUCAAGCCCAGGCGCAAGCAGCCACUCCCACCGCUUCAGCGGCGCCCCCUAAGGACCCAUCCGAGCUGUCGGACCCUCAGCGGAAGAAGGUGGCCAAGUACCGAGCCAAGUUCGACCCGCGGGUCACGGCCAAGUACGACAUCAAAGCUCUGAUAGGCCGUGGAAGUUUCAGCCGGGUGGUUCGCGUGGAGCACAAGAGCACGAGGCAGCCGUACGCCAUCAAGAUGAUCGAGACCCGAUACCGGGAGGGCAGGGAGGUGUGCGAGUCGGAGCUGUGCGUCCUGCGUCGGGUCCGUCACACGAAUAUAAUCCAGCUUAUGGAGGUGUUUGAGACGGCGGAGCGAGUGUACAUGGUGAUGGAACUGGCCACUGGAGGGGAGCUCUUCGACCGGAUCAUCGCUCGCGGCUCCUUCACAGAGCGAGACGCCACCAGGGUCCUGCAGAUGGUGCUGGACGGCGUCAAGUAUCUCCACACUUUGGGGAUCACGCACCGAGACCUGAAGCCGGAGAACCUGCUCUACUACCACCCGGGGGCUGACUCCAAGAUCAUCAUCACCGACUUCGGUCUGGCCAGCAGCAGGAAGAAGGGCGACGAGUGUCUGAUGAAGACCACCUGCGGCACGCCGGAGUACAUCGCCCCCGAGAUCCUGGUGAGGAAGCCCUAUACGAACGCGGUGGACAUGUGGGCCCUGGGGGUGAUAUCGUACAUCCUGCUGAGCGGAACGAUGCCCUUCGAGGACGACAACCGCAUGAGGCUCUACCGGCAGAUCCUGAAGGGGAAGUACAGCUUCUCCGGAGAGCCGUGGCCCAGCGUGUCCAACCUGGCCAAAGACUUCGUGGAGCGAAUCCUCACAGUGGACCCCAGCGAGCGUCUGACGGCCGGCCAGGCCCUCAAGCACCCGUGGAUCGUCAGCAUGGCGGCCUCCUCGUCCAUGAAGAACCUCCAGCGCUGCAUCUCCCAGAACCUGCUGAAGCGGGCGUCCUCGCGCUGCCACAGCACCAAGUCGGCCCAGUCCACCCGCUCCAGCCGCUCCACCAAGUCCAACAAGGCCCGGCGGGUGCGCGAGAAGGAGCUUCGCGAGCUGAACCGUCGCUAUCAGCAGCAGUACAACGGCUGAAACCCGGACCUGAACUGUAGCGGACCCUGUUGUUUAUGAAGGAAGCGGCGCGACCAUGACUGAAUCCUUACAAAGACUUCCACCACUCUAAGAUGCUGCCAAUGCCAGAGGCCAAAAAGUGGCUUAUUGCUUUAAAAACAAAGACUGGAUUCACGGCUGCAGAAGUUGAAAAUGUAACCGCAGCUUCUGCCAUUAAGACUGAAAAAGAAGUUGAAAAAGACGAAUGCACUCGUAUGGCAGCAAACAAACCAGUAAAGCUGCGUCAUCUUCAUCCACUCCUUCGCUGUUCAGCAGGAUGGUUCCUUCCACUCCUUUUUUUUCCCUCGUGUUCUUUCAAUCCCUGUGUCGCUACGUAUUUAUUUAUUAUUGUCGAUGAUUCGUCUCCAUUCAAACGGUCACUGGAUAAUGACCUUCCACAAGAUCUGUUGAACAGAGUUCUGGAUACUGACGUUUCUAAGAAGGAGAUUCUUUAGAGGACGGGGGGAACCAAACACCCCUCUCGCCUCGUUUCUGAUUUUUCUGAAAAAUUGCUGUGAAUUUAUUGUUGUACUAGUUGUACAGACCUUGUCUUAAGAUGUGGGUAAUCAUAUCACACUGCAGCAAAAUCACACCUUUGAAGGCCAAAAUGAAGGCGUUUUGUUCUCGUUUUGUUUUAGUCGAUUCUAAGCUUAUCUGAUCUUGCCAACAGUUCUGUCAGUAUUCUUCAACAGUUCUGAAAAGAUUGUGAAGCUGUUUAACCUUAAGCGUGUUUUAUUAGACAAUAAUAAGCCACACAACCCCAUUCCUAAUCAUUUUAUCUUCUUAUAAAGGUCCAGCUGUGAUCCUGUCCUCGUCAUUUUUCUUCAUAGCGAUUUAUGGCCCUUUAGUCUUAUUGUUUGUAACGGUGGCACAUGUUUAUCUUAGUUCCAGUCAGUGGUUGCUGAGGGUUGCAUCAGCUCUUUGUAAAUUCAGAUUUGCAGUAAUCUAAAUUGUCAAAUUAAUUCAGGACAAUACAGGGGGAAAAACAUAAAUAUAAACUAACAUCACCCUGAAACUUCCCCAGUUGUUGACCUCAAUCAGGUCAAUUAUUUUUUUCUGAUGCAGGCUUUCUAAAAUGUUUUGUUUAAAUAUGCAAAUGAUGCCCUAUCUUAAAAUGCUCUAAUUUGCAUUCAUUUCCAGAACAGAAAUCCCAACGAUGAAGCCAGGUUCAAAGUUCUUGCAUCAUAUUUUAUUACUCUAUAAAUCAGAAAAUACUGUAGGCAGGCAUGACAAAUACAUUUUCACUUUGUUUUCAGACAUAAAAUGCUCCAUAAAUCAGACUGUGAGCGAUGGAAGAACCAGCCCCUCUGUGCAAACCUUCAGAAUGAAUGGGGAUUGUAAAAAAAGAAAAAAAAGAGAAAGUUUGUAAGUGCAAAUGUAAGAGAAAAAAAAGGCCAUUUUGAGAAAACAACCUCUAAAUAUAUUUCAUAUUUGAAAUCUAUAGAUGCAGAUAGAGAUAGUCCAGUUAAAUGUGCAGUGUAGGCCUUUUUUCCCCACUAAUCUGAAAGAAUCUCAACACUUUUUCUGUGAUUCAAGCUAGGUCUUACUCAGAGAUUAGUGAUUAGUAAGUUUGUACACUUUACUUGCUAAUUAAGUGGCCAGUUCACACUAGAGGUAAUUUAGAGGUAAUAGUUGACAAAUGGCUGAACAAAAAGCUGUUAAAAUUAUGAAAACUUGGAAAUUUUAAAUUACAUUUCACAAAAAUGCUAAUUACAGUAGACUAAAGUUAUCAGUAACAUUAGCUCAGUUAGCAUAGUCAGAUCUUUCCCACUUUUUUAAAACCACAUUAAUGCUACUAAACAGUAAAUUCUUUAUGAAUGCAUAUAUAAUUAAAUUAACCGACAUCCACAAUGUAUUUUAACUUAUCCAUUGCUAAUUUAGUCUUAUUUUAGGAAGUUGGAUGCUAAAGUUACUUUCCAAACAGCCUAGCUUAGACAUUUUAGCUUUGCAACCCAGUUCAGUAAGUUUAUAGUUUAAAGUUGUCACUAAAACUCACAUUUUUGAUUCUAAAUUUGCAAAAAGCUGUUGCAACCAAUCCAGAAGUCCUGUUUUGUGUCUCAGCUAGCCUCUUUUCCACUAACAUCUGCAACACUCCCAUAAAAAAAUCCCUCAUUAGCAGUGUUAGCAUUUAGUAGUUCCCACCAGUAUUACCCAUCGGUUAGCUGGCAAAAUGACUAGAAGGUAAAUUUAACGUCUGGCUUGAGUAAAAUGGCAGAUUUUACUAGCUUGCCAGCAUUAAUUUGGGUUAGAAAAUUGGGUAAAAAUCCGACAUACUCAAUGCCAAAGCUGGUGGAUCAGAGAUUAGCUGGGAGGUUAGAGGACUUUGGGGUUUUCUGGAGCGUUUAGCGGUUCCGAGGUGCCAUAACUUGUGUUUCAACCAGCCUGAACUUUUAAACACCAUUUGAAAAUGAAGGAAGCCACUGAAUUAGCAUAGCAGCUAGUCAAAGAUGCAUCAUAUUAAUACGCUUUAUAUGAUUUAAUGACAUUCUGAGCACAUGCAGCUCCACAGUCUUGUGCAAAAGAUGAUUUUUUUUUACCUUUUUAAGUGCACUUAAUUCAGAAGAAAUUGCACAGCCUUGCUUAAGAAAAGGUCUGCAGCUAAACAUUUCCACUGUCAUUCCCUUUUCCUUGUUAAUUUCUUGAAAUAAUCGAUCAGUUUGUCUUUAAAAUGUCAGAAAAUGAUGAAAAAUGUCAAAUACCAUAGUUAGUGUCUUUUUUUUUUUUACUGUCAAAUGAGGAAAGAAACCAGAAUGUAGUGAAAUUUAAAAGCCAUAAUAGGAGAAUUUAGGCUUUUUUUUUUCGAUAAAAAUGAAUAAAACUUAAAUUUAUUACCAAAAUAAUUGCAGAUUUAUAGCAAAUAGUUAAUUCAUUAAUUGUUGCAGCUUUGUUUAAGAAAGAACUAGUUCAUCAGAUCUGCAGUAUUAAUAGCAAAGAUACUCUUUUUGCAUUCUCUUAGGAUGAAUAAUGUUCCAGUCUUAUUUUCAUUAUUGCACAUUUCAGAGCAUUAAUAAUAAAAUGCCAGUACUCUCAAAUGAGACUACACAAGGAAUCAUUAGUAAUAUCACUGAUAAUUAUCCCUAACUGGCCAAAAAACUAAAGAAAAUCCAAUAUUUCCAAGAUUGAGAAGUACAGAUGAGUACUAUUUCUCUUUUUUGUAUUUUGCUGUCUGACAAAGCACUUCAUGUACAGAUUAAUUGAAUUUUGUUGUUUGUCAAACCCGUCCACUGUUAUUUUAUGUAUUUUGUCCCUCCCAGAGUCAAUCAGAUGGUACAUUGUGCUCUUUCUCUCUUUUCUUUUUCACUAUUUUUGCUGUGAUCUGACCCAGAAGUUAGAAAGUGUUUGUUGUGAACUUUUUAACGUGUACUGGAAGCCUAAUCGAGCCAUGUCAGCUGACCUCAGUUGUUCUUUUUCUUUCUUUGUAUUUUGGCCUUCACUUUUCGCUUUGUCACCUUUAUGAUGCGACUUUUUCCGUUUGUUUUUGGUCAUUUUUCUUUGUCCUACUGCUGUUGUCUGUAUUGAUAUCUCACCUCCUGGGAGUGAAUUGUAACGUCAAGUGAGGUUUUCGCUCUGUCUACCCAAAAUGUGUCUUUUUCCAAUCAAAUGCACAAUCUGCAGGCUUUAAAGGGUGCAUUUUAAAACAACGUUAGUGUUCUUCACUGAGAAAUCGGCUGUGGUCGUCUCAAAAGACAGAUUUUGGGUGAAGGAUCUUGUACGGUAGUUAGUUCAUUGAUUUUUGUCCAGAGCAUAGCAGUUUGAACAUUUCCGGACUCGAAGGAGCUGCGUUAGUCGACGCACGUUCGAUGAAUAAAUAACCAAAAAUCAGUUUGUUUUCCGCAGAAUGUCAGCACAUUUGUAAAAGGGUUUUUAUAUAUCUGUGUGAUUUUAUAUAAAAUGCUGUCGCUCCUAAAUGAAGUAGCCAACUCAACACUGUUACCUGAAAACAGUUGUCGUCUUGUGUUAUUGUGUGUCGAAAGAAAUGAAUGAUAACACUUUGAUUCCUCUACCAUUAACUUUUUUUAAUGUUUUUUUUAAAACGGUGAGUUGUUUGUGCCAAUAAAGCACUCGAACCUGA